Molecule: messenger RNA, 956 nt
Organism: Salvelinus sp. IW2-2015
Lineage: Eukaryota; Metazoa; Chordata; Actinopteri; Salmoniformes; Salmonidae
Product: cartilage matrix protein-like
Source: RefSeq, a predicted model, not a curated record
CCAUGACCUGCAAACUAUGAGGGGUGUAGAGUCAAAUCUGAGAGUGAGGAUUUCUGGUUAAAAUACAGUGGGCAUCUUCUUUAAAUUUCUUGAUGAAUCAGUCUGUUCCCAGGGAGCAUCCAUCGAUAUCAUGAUUAUUCUGGAUGACAGAUCCCAGAGCAUCAUGCCUCAGGAGUUUGAGCUUAUCAAAGACUUCCUCCGAUCACUGCUGCACUGCUUCUACCUGGGGCAGGACCAGGUUCGAGUGGGCCUGGUUCCGUAUAGUCAACACAGUGACACGGCGGCGUUCAACCUCAGCACUCCCCUAAACAACAGGGAGAUCCUAAAGCACAUCUGGAAUCUGAGACAGUCAAACAGUUCGACCACAGAGACUGACCCACACCUGGAGAUGAUGAGUGAGCUUCUCAGGGAGGAGAGGGAGGGUGUCAGAGGAGAAUCGGUGACUAAAGUUGGGUUGGUCAUUAUGGGCAGUGAGCUCCAUGAGAAUGUGAGAGCGUCAUUGGAAGAGCUCAAGAAUCAUGGUGUAUCUCUGUAUGCUAUCGGGGGCGCCAAUGCUUCACUGAUGGGUCUGAACAAGAUCACUGGCCGUCGCGAAAAUGUGUUCUAAUCCAGAAAUUCUCAGGCCUGCAGGAGAUCUCUGAACGUAUCAGCCAGGAGAUCUGUAGCUCAGCAGAGGACAGGGGACAACAGGUCAUCCACGUGCCACCACCAGGUAACCUGCCCUCUUGUUAUCUUGUCUUUGUCCACAGUACCCCAAGUCUUUAUUACAACUACUUCCAAUGAAGAACUGAGUGUCAUCAUCAUGUCUCCCAUAAACCCAUGUUGAUUUUGAUUCAAUCACCCUCCUGGUUUUUAGUGAUUUAGCCCAAUCUCUGCCAACAUACAGUAUGUAGUUGUUCUUCUCACAAGUCCAAAGAACAGUAAGGUGACAGACAGCCAGGUCUAUGUGUUUCUGU